AUGGCGGAGCUACAGAUGCUGCUGGAGGAAGAAAUUCCUGCGGGACGGAGAGCGUUACUGGACAGCUUCACCAACCUGGAGAGAGUGGCGGAAUACUGCGAAAGCAACUAUGUCCAGUCUGCAGACAAGCAGCGAGCGCUGGAGGAGACCAAGAGUUACACCACCCAGUCUCUGGCCAGCGUCGCCUACCUCAUCAACACGUUGGCCAACAACGUGCUGCAGAUGCUGGACAUCCAGGCCUCGCAGCUCCGCCGCAUGGAGAGCUCCGUCAACCACAUUUCACAGACCGUCGACAUUCACAAAGAGAAGGUGGCGAGGCGGGAGAUCGGCAUCUUGACCACCAACAAGAACACGUCCCGCUCGCAUAAAAUCGUCGCUCCGGCCAAUCCGGAGAGACCGGUGCGCUACAUCAGGAAGCCCAUCGACUACAGCGUGUUGGACGACAUUGGACAUGGAGUCAAGUGGUUGUUGAGGUUCAAGGUGAACGGCCAGCAGAACAUGAAACUAGGAGGCGGUCUGUCCCGGUCCAACCCCCCCACCCAGAAACCGCCCAGCCCUCCGAGGGCGGGCAAGGGCAUCUUAGGGAAGAACUCCCCCUACAGAACCCUGGAGCCAGUGCGCCCCCCAGUGGUGCCCAAUGAUUAUGUCUCCAGCCCCACCAGAAACAAUAUGGCCGCCGGGCAGCUUCCCAGUCCGGCCCGCACCGCCACCCUCAACCAUCGACCCCGAACAUACAGUGGUAGCAGUGGAGGCAGUCACCCCAGCAGCAGCAGUCGGAGCAGCAGCAGGGAAAACAGCGGCAGCGGCUGUGUGGGAGUUCCCAUCGCCGUGCCGACGCCCUCCCCACCCUCCACCUUCCCAGUUUCCCCGACUACUGGACCAGCUAGCUCCUCCUCUACCGCUCCUAACUCCUCCCCCUCCCCCUCCCCGACUCCUUCCUCCUUCUCCUCCUCCUCCUCCACGACAACCUUAACACAACCCAACGCAUCCUUGCCACCAAACUCACCCGCACAUCCUACUGACUCCACUCCUCAAUCAAACUUACAAUCAAACACACCCGCCAACACUUCCCCGCCCUCUAACCCCGCCCCCGGCACAGCUGAGCUCCAAUCCGGUGUUUUUCCCGGAGAAGUGUCUCCCCUCCUUCCUCCUGCUCCUCCUCCUCCUCUCUCCUCCUCCUCCUCCUCCUCUUCACCUGCUGAAGGUCCUAUUGUCCCUCAGUUCUACAGCAUGAACCGACCUCAGCCACGACAGCAGGCUCCACAGGUGGGGGGGUCACUGCCGUACCGCCGCCCCCCCUCCGUUACCGGUCAGCCAAUCGUAACACAGAACCAGGUCAACGGUGGUCCGUACUACAACCAGAGCCCAGCCUCCCCACCUCCCCCCUCCCUCCUCCAGUUCACCCCUCAGCUUCCUCUGAUGGGUUUUGUUGCUCGAGUUCAGGAGUCCAUUUCAGACGCCCCUCCUCCCCCUCACCCUGCUGCUGCUGAGAGCCAAUCAGGGCCUGAGGAGCCCCCGCCUACUCCUCAGCCAUUGGAGGAUGGACAUGAAGAGGAGGACUCAGCAGUGGUGGAGUACAGCGACCCGUACGCUGAAGAAGACCCGCCGUGGGCCCCCAGAAGCUACCUGGAGAAAGUGGUGGCCAUCUACGACUACACCGCCGACAAAGAGGACGAGCUGUCGUUCCAGGAAGGAGCGAUCAUCUACGUCAUCAAGAAGAACGAGGACGGCUGGUAUGAAGGAGUGAUGAACGCCACCACCGGCCUCUUCCCCGGGAACUACGUGGAGUCCAUCAUGCACUACGCCGACUGAGGAAGAAGAAGAAGAAGAAGAGUGUUUGUCUUGUUUGUUGACUCGCUCCUCUGUCGUCUCUCAGCUGCAGUUCAGCGUCUUGGAUCUGAACGAAAAAGGGAAAAACUGACUCGUUCCUACACUAACCAAUCACAAGCAAAUCAGAGCCUGUGAACAGAAAUCAUUGGUUCACUAAUAUUUUAUUGUGAGUAUGUGACAGGAUCUGAUUCCAGCUGAUCCCUCUCUGUCUACCCACAGUUCUUUGCUGGUUCAGAUUAUGUUUUAAAAUAAUGAAUCUGCAGUUCUCUUGUUAGAAGAAGACUGAGGCAUUUUCAGGCGUCUUAAUGUUAUUUGGUGAGAGUUUGGUGUGAAGGUGGCGAACAGCUCUAUGAUGGAAAGCUAAAAAAGAACAUAGAGAUGUGUUUUUUAAAUUUAGUUUUCUUAUGAUCAGAAGAAAUUCAUUUUCCUUGAACUCACUAAAUAAUCAGUGUUACCUGAACUCACAGACUUAUCAGCAUCUUUGUCCGUCCAGAAUAAACGUCCAUAAAUCAACAUUCUCCGUCCCAGAGGAAACUGUGACGUGACACGUGACACGUGUUUGUGUCGAAUCCCAGAGUUUAAAAAGACAGAUUUGAAGGAAACUAUGCAAAAACCACCUUUGCACAAAACACUGAGUCCAGAUAGAGAUAUCAUUAUUUCCCCUCCCCCCUCUUUUUUUUCUUCCUUCCUUUCUGUUUGGCUUGAAACACUUUGAAUAUCCUGUCUUUUCCUGUCUUUGGCCUUUUUAUUUUUGACUUGUGUUAUUAGUCAAUCAAGGAGAAAUCAUAUCGUCACUACUUAAUCACACAAAUACUUAAGUCUGGUUUACUGAUCAUUGAUCGUUAAAAAUGGUCCAUGAUUAUUUAAAGUAAACUAAUGACAAAAUGUUGGGAAGGAUAUUUCUGUUAUUUGUGGAUGAAAAUGGCUUUAAAGUUAUAUUCCUUGAAAUUUAAGUCCUGGUUGAUGUGGUGACACCUGUGGUUACCAUGGUAACAGUAGUGUGGUCAAGUUGAGCAGCUGAAUCUGUUUCCAGUGCAGCCAAACAAACUCAACGAUCAUCACAACCUCCUUCUGACUUCCUGCUGCGCACUCAGCCACACAACAGCAGGACACAGUGAGAGCUGGAGGUGUGCAGUCUGUGACUGCUUCAAAAUAAAAGCCCCCCUGUGUGUGUCCAGAUAAAGUCUUUUAAAGUGAAGCAGCAGCGGCAGGAAAUGCUGUUUACAUGAGCAGUAACUGAAUCCAGCUGUGAUCC
Seriola dumerili (greater amberjack) is the source of this 3085-nucleotide messenger RNA. Its product is annotated as abl interactor 2-like. The record is from RefSeq and is a predicted model, not a curated record. Lineage: Eukaryota; Metazoa; Chordata; Actinopteri; Carangiformes; Carangidae. Gene Ontology annotation, cellular component: lamellipodium. The coding region runs from base 1 to 1812 and encodes 603 amino acids. Gene Ontology annotation, molecular function: SH3 domain binding. The transcript is spliced from 12 exons.